This is a messenger RNA of Pantherophis guttatus, 5164 nucleotides long. RefSeq names its product small nuclear RNA activating complex polypeptide 4 (gene SNAPC4). The record is from RefSeq and is a predicted model, not a curated record. Gene Ontology annotation, molecular function: RNA polymerase III type 3 promoter sequence-specific DNA binding; RNA polymerase II cis-regulatory region sequence-specific DNA binding. Lineage: Eukaryota; Metazoa; Chordata; Lepidosauria; Squamata; Colubridae. Gene Ontology annotation, biological process: snRNA transcription by RNA polymerase III; snRNA transcription by RNA polymerase II. Gene Ontology annotation, cellular component: snRNA-activating protein complex.
CGGCAUGUUCCCCCUCCUCCCGCGCUUCCGGCCGAGGGUUUCAAGCACUCUUCCAGCCGUAGCGGCUUCGAACAGGCACCUCAGCAAUGGAACUCGAGGCGGAACGAGAAAAAAUCAGGCAGGAGAUCGAAGAGCUGGAGAGGAGUUUGGGCCCAGUCAUUCCAUCAAAUGGGAUUGGAGUGCUGGACUCCAGUUUGGAAUCUGGCUCUGAAGAGGAAGAUGACCUGGAAGAGGAUGAAUCUGAUACUCAACUUGACAUGGAGGUGGACCCAGGCGGGGAGAAAGGUGACAGCGAGGAAGAUGAGGAGGAAGUCAACCUACCCCAAACCCCAGAAACCUGCCUCCAGAUGAACCUGGUUUAUCAGGAAGUGAUCCAGGAGAAGAUUGAGGAGAUCAACACUCUCCUUGCCCAAAAUAAAAAGCAACAGGAAAAACUCACCUGGGAGCUGGCCGGAACAAAAGGCAUGAAAUCGAGCGAUGGGAAAUCCUUGCCAGCAAAUAUGUUUUUGGGCCAUUUUAUGAAACCGUACUUUAAGGACAAAACAUCAGGGUUUGGCCCUCCUGCCAACGACGACACUCGAGAAAAGGCGAGGCAAGGCAUCAAGUCUUUCGAGGAGCUGGUCACUAUCAAAUGGAAGAGCCGGGAGAAGUUGCUGCUGCAACAGGCCGUCGUGAGUGACCGCUUACAGCAUCUGCUGCAGCCAAAGCUGCUCAAGGUGGAUUAUCUGAAUGAAAAACGAGAGAAAUCUAAAGAUGAGAUGGAAAAGCAGAUCUUGGCGAAGCAGAUCCAGGAAACAGAACGUGAAAUAAGUGAAAUCAAUGUGUUGCCAGAAGAAGCUUUGCUGGGAAACAGACAUGACGAGCAUGACUGGGACAAGAUUGCCAACAUCAAUUUUGAAGGAACACGCAACGCCAAAGAGCUGAGGAAAUACUGGCAAAAUUGUGAGCAUCCCAACAUCAACAAGAAGGAAUGGAGCGAGGAGGAGAUCGAGAAGCUGAAGGAAAUCGCUAUCCGGCACGGCGGUCUGCAUUGGGAAGCAGUCGCCCAAGAGCUGGGGACGCAGCGCACAGCCUUUCAGUGCCUCCAGAAGUUCCAGUCCUACAAUAAAGAUUUCAAACGGAGCGAAUGGAGCCCCGAAGAAGACCAGAUGCUCAGGCAGCUCGUGCAGGAAAUGCGAGUUGGGAAUCACAUUCCUUACCGGAAAAUGGCAUACUACAUGGAGGGGAGGGACUCUGCCCAGCUGAUCUACCGAUGGACCAAGCGAGUGGACCCCAACUUAAAGCGAGGCGCCUGGACGCCAAAGGAGGAUGCUUUACUCCUGAAGGCCGUGGAAAAGUACGGAGAGCGGGACUGGUAUAAAAUCCGGGCGGAAGUGCCUGGCAGGAACGAUCUGCAGUGUCGAGACAGGUACUUGCAUUCCUUGCACUAUGACAUAAAGAAGGGGAAAUGGAGCGAAGAGGAGGAAAAGAAACUGAUUGAGCUGACUGAAAAAUACGGCAGGGGCCACUGGGCAAAAAUAGCCUCAGAGUUGCCCCACCGCUCCGGAUCUCAGUGUCUGAGCAAGUGGAAAAUCUUGCUGGGGUAUCGAAGGUACAGGAGGAAGAAACAAGGAAGCAAACGUCAUCCAAGGUGCAGACGUGUCCACCGAUGGAGCUCCAGCCCCUCGGAGUCCAGCAGUGAAUAUUCAGACCUGGAUUUGGAUGUGGACGGUGCUGAGGAGAAGGACGAGAGGCCCAAGGCCCAUCGGCCCAAAGGGGCCGGUCGCUGGAGAGUUCCCAGCCUGGAUCUCUGGGUCCCUGCCAGGAAAGAUCUGUCUGAAGCCAACCCUGGAGAGCUGCCGGCUGUCACUCUGCUUUCCAAAGGUUUUGAUGUCAACAGGAAGCGGAGGCUGGACUCUGGGGCUCUGCUGGGUCCAGAAGAGGGACAGAGGGCAGAAGAUUUCGUUGCCCUCACCCCAGAGACUCCAGAAUUGGCUCAAAUGAAAGGGAACGAGAAUUCUGGGAAGGCGAGGGAUGCGUGGAGGGUUUCCUUGGCUUAUGUGAAAAGUGUCCUGAGGAGGAACAGCUAUGAGCAGCAGAGGAGAAAGCGGGAAAUCAGAAGAAAGAAACGCUUUGCUUCCAGCUCCUCUGUUGGCCCCAGAGGUUCCCAGUUGGCCCCGCUGGCCACUCUGACGAAUGGAGCUGGCCGGCAGAAGGACGGGAUAAGGAAGACGACCCUCUACCGGAGAUUGAUGGUGGCAGUCACGCCCUGGGCUGGGAACAUGGUGCAGGAGUGGGCCCUCCGGAUGAAGGAGGAGGCUUCCCGCAAGUCAAAAGCGGACAUGAUCUUCAGGCAGCUGCAGACAGCCCACCUCACAAGCACACCUCUGUUCACGUUCCUGAUUCAGCUCCUUCAUAUCGACGUGGACGGCUGCAUGAAGGUGAUUCAGAGAAGGAAAUCUCGGCAGCCGGAGCUGCUGAAGGCCAUCGUUGCGCCUGUGGGCAACAGCAAGCAGCCCUCGUCUUCACAGGAUGGCAAAGCUCAGCCUGGCCUCCCAGCGGCCAGCGGCCAACCCAGCAAGAAGCUGAUUCCUCUGAAGGCUAAAGAGGGGCCCGUCCCCACCAACACAUGGAAGGCCCGUUCGCCACCUGGCCCGGCCCCCAAGCUGAAAACCGUCUCGGAGCUGCUACGGGAGAAGAGGCUGCGCGAACAGAUGGCCAGCAAGGCUGCCCAGAAGAAGAUCUUCCUCGCCCCUCAGCUGCUCCUCUCUACCUCUGUCAUGGUCCCACAGACAAGGGGUCCCAUCGCCCCGUUGGCCAACGGCCCCCACGCUCUCACGGCCAGCCAGGUGUCACCAAGGCCGCCUCCUGCUUUGGCUUCCGGGACUCUGGGGCCAUUUCCUGGAAGGGAUUCGGCCUCCCUUGCAGACCUGGCGGGGGGCUCUCAGGAGAGGACCCUUCCCUGCAAUGGGGACAAAGAUGAGGCCGCUAGAGAAGAAGGCAGAGAUGGCGGCCAAGAGGGCUUUUCGCCUCAGAGAAACCCUGAAGUGGCCGGAACACCUGCUGGACCUCCUGCUAACGUGAACUCCAUCCUGGCAGAUGCCCUUUGCCCCACUCCAGCCUCUGGUGCUUUACCCCACCUGGUAGCUGCCCAAGCACAGCCCAGUGCAGUUGUCCAACCCACCCUGCCCAUCAGUUGGGUGGUGACUCCUCAAGGCCUUCUCCCGAUCACCCUGGUGAGCGUCCCCAGUCAAGGAAAGCCACUGGCCAGUGGCACUCCGACAAAUCCCAGCCAGCUGGCAGAGACUUCAGUCGAGAUCCCCGCCGCAACUAUGGGGGUUCCGGUGAUGGAGGGGCCCCCCAUGCAAGCGGGCCUUCCUUCCGGCUGCCCACAGAGCGAUGCAGGCACUCGACUGACGGAUAUCCCCCCUCCUCCUCUGCCACUUCUUGGGAACUCCACAGUACCACGGUACCCUCCACCCGCUGCUUGUGUCGGGACACCUUCCUUGCCUGGAGGGACUGCUGCCAGCACCCCAAGUUCAGAGGCUUUGUCUCAAGGCCCAGCCGCUCUAGAUGUCCCCUCUGAUGCAGCACUGCAGGCCUGCCCCAUGCCAUGUCCACCCCAGGAGGGCACAGCCUCCCCCCUUUCUCGUCUCCUUUCCCUAGAAGCAGAGCCGGCAGUGAAGGCAUGGGCCAAGGAGAGCCAGGGGGUGAGGGCUCCCUCGCUGGGAAGGGGCCUGCCUUAUCUGCCCCCGUUUCUGUGCAGCUUGAAAACGCUCUCGGCGCUGCUGCUGAAUAAACCGUCCCUGGAGCAGAGCGCUGCCUCUCUUCUGGGCCCCGAAGGGCGGCGGGAAGAGGCCAGCCAGGCAGACCUGGAGGCCUUGAGGCACACGGUGCGCCAGAAACUCCAGGACAACCCUGCCUAUCAACUCCUGAGAGAACGGUUCUUGGCGGCCUUCAGUUUCCCAGCUGCUCUGGCCGCGCUGCCUCCUCCCAGGGUGGCCACGACCCUCUCGGGGGGCAGGUGGUGGGAGAGCAGCCAGGGAGAAGAGUCCAGCUCGUCUUUGGAAGAGGAGGAAGAGGAGGAGGAAGGAGAAGAAGAGGAGGCUGAGAGAGAACCCCAAGGAGCAACCAGAGAUGGCCCUGCUGAGACAACGGAGGCCAAUGGGGAACUGGAGGAGCCUGGAACGGAUGUCGACUCAGACCACAGCAGCCCAGUCAGAACCCGGAGAAGCCGGCGGCUCCGGAAAAGAGGAGUCCCUCUGUGACGGCAGCAGCCCCUUUGCUUCCAUUAUUCUCUUUAUUCCUAAACCUGAGUGUGUGUUUCUGGGGAGUUCGGUUGCCCUCUGGACUUCAUUGUUCCUGUGUUUGGCCCAGAGAUGAAACCCCAAAGCCAAGGGAGGGAUCGAGUUUUUUGGGGCGGCAAAAUUCUACCUCUGGCAUCUUGGCUACUGGGCAGAUUUUGACAAUUAUGAGCAGCAUCUCCUGUCUACGGAUGCGGGGAAAUUGCCUUCCUUACUUCUGAAGCUGCCUUCACCAAUCUGGCGUAACCACAAAGGCGAGGAUUGCGGCUUCCAGAAUUCCCCAGCUGACAUGAUCAACACAGAGAAUUCUGGGACUUUGGAGGAUAGAAACUUGGCGGACAUUGGCAGGAGUCCUAGUUGUCCACCUGCAGUGUGAACACCGCACUGCCUGGCAAACAAACAGCAUUUUUGCUCUUAUUUGCGACAGCGGGACUGUCCCGACAUGCUAGAUCUGGUGUUAAGCCAUGAUAAGGGUUUGUUUUGUUGGGACCUGUAACUUUUUGUGUUGCAGCUUCUUGUGGGCUCCCUUCUCCCUCACACCAACUCCCAAGGAUACUUCAACCCAGUGAUAGGAGUGACCUUCAAGGAAGUUAUUGGCAGUUGUUCUGUCGACUUAUGGGGGUCCUUGGAGGAAGCUAUUUGGGUUAUACGGACUGCUUCUCAUUUUGCUUCCCAGAGCACAGUGUGGUCACAGAAAGGAAGCAAAAUUAUACUUCUAAAAUGUCUUUGUCAGUUGAAUCCCUGUGUAGCCUCGUGCGUGAGUAAGCAAACGACGGGCUCCCACAGUUGGAAUAGCAGCUGCUUCGAACACGUGUUUAAUUUUUUUACUCUCUUCCAAGUUGAAUUUGUCUGUUUUGCAUUAAAAUCUUUGUGUUUCACGA